UCCCUCAUAACACACCGCGCAGCCAUUCCCGCCUCUCCCCCAACACCCCCGUAACCUAGCCGCCGCUCGCCUCCUCUGAGCCGUCCAGACCCUUCUCGCUCGCCGGCGCAAUGGAUGACUCGGAGAACAACGCCCCCUCGACGCCGGGGUCCCCCGGGUUCAGCACCGACCGGCUGCCGCCCAACACCACCACCAGCCGCGGCGCCACCGACCCGUCGUCCUACUCCGACGACGACGGCGAGGCGGAGGUCGACCCCCACGUGCUCCCCGAGGACGACGACCCCGCCGCCGCCGCGCCGGCCGACGAGGAGGACGAGGAGGGCGAGGACCUCUUCAACGACAACUACCUCGAUGAUUACCGAAGGAUGGAUGAGCAUGAUCAGUAUGAGUCAGUUGGUUUAGAUGACUCGUUGGAGGAUGAGAGGAAUCUUGAUGAAAUUAUGGCUGAUCGAAGGGCUGCAGAAGUGGAGCUUGAUGCAAGGGAUGUGAGGACUGGUCCAGCAGCUGACCGGAAAUUGCCAAGGAUGCUCCAUGAUCAGGAUACAGAUGAGGAUAUGAAUUUUAGGCGUCCUAAAAGGCACAGGACUAGUUUUAGACCACCUAGUGGACCAAGAACACCAAGAAGUGAUGAUGAUGGUGAUGGUGCCACUCCUAGUUCACCAGGAAGGUCUCAGCGUGGCUAUUCUGGUGGUGAUGUGCCUAUGACUGACCAGACUGAUGAUGACCCAUAUGAGGAUGAAUUUGAUGAAGAAGAUGAGAUGAACAUGUACCGUGUCCAAGGUACACUAAGAGAGUGGGUCACAAGAGACGAAGUCCGGCGCUUCAUUGCAAAGAAAUUUAAAGAGUUCCUCCUUACAUAUGUAAACCCAAAGAAUGAGCAAGGAGAGUUUGAGUAUGUUCGGCUUAUUAACGAGAUGGUUUUAGCUAACAAGUGUAGCUUGGAGAUAGACUACAAGCAGUUUAUUUAUAUACAUCCAAACAUUGCCAUCUGGUUGGCUGAUGCACCUCAAUCAGUGCUGGAAGUUAUGGAGGAAGUAGCCAAAAAUGUUAUUUUUGAUCUCCACAAGAAUUACAGGAACAUCCACCAAAAGAUCUAUGUCCGAAUAACCAACCUUCCUGUCUAUGAUCAAAUACGCAAUAUUAGGCAAAUCCAUCUCAACACAAUGAUUCGAAUUGGUGGUGUUGUUACUCGACGAUCUGGUGUCUUCCCUCAGUUGCAGCAGGUGAAGUAUGACUGUAGCAAAUGUGGAACUAUCCUGGGCCCUUUCUUCCAGAACUCCUACACUGAAGUGAAAGUUGGAUCAUGCCCUGAAUGCCAGUCCAAAGGACCAUUCACAGUCAAUGUUGAGCAGACUAUAUAUAGGAACUACCAGAAACUCACUCUUCAGGAGAGCCCGGGAAUUGUUCCUGCUGGCAGGCUUCCCAGAUACAAGGAAGUCAUUCUUUUGAAUGAUCUGAUUGAUUGUGCUCGUCCAGGAGAGGAAAUUGAGGUCACUGGGAUAUACACAAACAAUUUUGACUUGUCUUUGAAUACAAAGAAUGGUUUCCCUGUUUUUGCUACAGUGGUAGAGGCCAACUAUGUGGCAAAAAAGCAGGAUCUCUUUUCUGCAUACAAAUUAACCGACGAGGAUAAGGCAGAGAUUGAGAAGUUGUCCAAGGAUCCAAGGAUUGGGGAAAGGAUUGUCAAAUCAAUUGCACCAUCCAUUUAUGGCCAUGAAGAUAUUAAGACUGCCAUUGCACUAGCUAUGUUUGGCGGACAAGAGAAGAAUAUCAAGGGAAAACAUCGCCUAAGAGGCGAUAUCAACGUCCUCCUCAUGGGUGAUCCAGGCACUGCAAAAUCUCAGUUUCUAAAGUAUGUGGAGAAAACAGGACACAGAGCGGUAUAUACAACUGGAAAAGGAGCCUCUGCUGUUGGUCUCACUGCAGCGGUUCACAAGGAUCCAGUAACACGAGAAUGGACACUCGAGGGAGGUGCACUAGUUCUUGCUGAUAGGGGCAUAUGCCUUAUUGAUGAAUUUGACAAGAUGAAUGAUCAAGAUAGGGUGAGUAUACAUGAAGCCAUGGAGCAACAAAGUAUCAGUAUAUCGAAGGCAGGAAUCGUCACAUCUCUUCAGGCUCGAUGCAGUGUUAUUGCAGCAGCAAACCCAAUAGGAGGAAGAUAUGAUUCAUCAAAGACAUUCACUCAAAAUGUUGAAUUGACGGAUCCCAUUAUUUCACGUUUUGACAUCCUUUGCGUGGUUAAGGAUAUUGUUGAUCCAUUCACGGAUGAAAUGCUUGCAAGGUUUGUUGUAGAUAGUCAUGCCAGGUCCCAACCCAAGGGAGCUAACCUUGAAGACAGGGUUCCAACCGAUGUGAAUGAUGAUCCAUUAGCUGCUGCAAGACAAGCUGAUCCAGAUGUCCUUUCUCAAGACAUGCUGAAGAAGUACAUAACUUAUGCUAAGCUGAAUGUAUUUCCCAAAAUACAUGAUGCCGACCUGGACAAGAUUAGCCAUGUUUAUGCUGAACUCCGACGCGAGUCCUCUCAUGGUCAAGGGGUUCCGAUUGCAGUCAGGCAUAUAGAAUCAAUCAUCCGAAUGUCAGAGGCACAUGCGAGGAUGCAUUUGAGGAGCUACGUGUCUCAGGAAGAUGUUGACAUGGCCAUCCGUGUCUUGCUUGACUCUUUUAUUUCCACUCAGAAAUUCGGUGUGCAGAAAGCACUUCAGAAGAAUUUCAGGAAAUACAUGACAUAUAAGAAGGAUUACAAUGAGUUGCUUCUGCUCCUCCUGCGCACACUGGUCAAGGAUGCUCUGCACUUUGAAGAAAUCGUGUCAGGAGCAACCUCACGCCUCACUCACGUCGAGGUCAAAGUGGAAGACCUGAAGAACAAGGCCCAAGAGUACGAGAUCUACGACCUGAAGCCGUUCUUCUCCAGUGCACACUUCAGAGACAACAGCUUCAUCCUGGAUGAAGGGCGCGGCAUCAUCAGGCAUCCAGUGGCAGCAUGACAACUCACUUACCUCCUGUCUACGAUUAGCGUAGCUUGACACCCUGGAUGAACAGCUGCAGCCGCCACUUGCAGGCUAAUCAAACUACUGAGAGUGUCCGACUGCCUUACCAGGAGAUAGAUUGUUGUGCGUUUAUUUCAACUUCUGUAUGGCUUGACUGGGUUCAGAGUGUGUCAUGUAAAGUGUCCAAACAUUGUGUUGUCUUAAUGGGAUCAUUGGUGCUCAAUGGUAUUAUUUAGACAAUUUCCUUGGUGUAAUGAGUUAAUGACCUUGUCUUCAUACACAGAACAAUGUAGUUAGCAUCAAUUGCCAGUACUUGGGUAGUUGGGUUGUUUUUUCAUUUGAGCUUGUAGUUGUAUUGUAUGAGGUGCCCCUGGAAUUUUACUGACCUGGGCAAGAUAAGGCCAUGUCAA
Molecule: messenger RNA, 3397 nt
Organism: Setaria italica (foxtail millet)
Lineage: Eukaryota; Viridiplantae; Streptophyta; Magnoliopsida; Poales; Poaceae
Product: DNA replication licensing factor MCM2
Exons: 18
Coding region: 111-2984 (957 amino acids)
Biological process (GO): DNA replication; mitotic DNA replication initiation; double-strand break repair via break-induced replication
Cellular component (GO): MCM complex; nucleus
Molecular function (GO): single-stranded DNA binding; ATP binding; 3'-5' DNA helicase activity
Source: RefSeq, a predicted model, not a curated record